UCCACGAAGGUUCCGAAAGCAAUCCUCAAAAACCCCGAAAUUGUCGGAACUCGGAAUCAGACCCCAUUUCUCACUCCCCUGCAGUACGCGUAUUCUCUCCAUGGCCUCGACGGCGCGUGCAAUACACUGCGGGCUUAGGUCACAGAACCCCGCUCUUACGAGGAGAGAACCGGCGGUUCCGGUCCAGGUUCAGGUUCCGGCUCCGAAAGCCAAGCCGGCCGAUUCGGAUGGAGCGAAGAUCGUGUUGCAGCCUCGGUUGUGUAAUCUGAGAUCGUACGGCUCGGAUCGGGUCGGGGUGAUUAGGACGAGGAGGGACGGUGGAGAUGGAGUUGGUGACGUGUCUCCGUUCUUUGCGACUCUUUCGGAGUAUAUAGAGAGCUCGAAGAAGAGCCAUGACUUUGAGAUCAUCUCCGGUCGGCUGGCCAUGAUUAUUUUUGCAGCAACAGUGACAAUGGAGUUGGUGACUGGGAACUCGUUAUUCAGAAAGAUGGAUCUUCAAGGCAUUGCUGAAGCGGGUGGGUUGUGUUUGGGGGCUGUUACUUGUGCUGCUACCUUUGCAUGGUUCUCCAGCGCCCGAAAUAAAGUGGGUCGGAUUUUCAGCAUCGGCUGUAACACAUUUAUUGAUUCGCUAAUCGAUCAGAUCGUCGAUGGCUUAUUCUAUGAAGGUGAUCCCGGCGAUUGGUCUGAUGAGAUUUGAGACAUAAUCAGCCAGAUCAGUCUCUGAUUGUGGAAGACAUAUAUAGCCAGAUCGCCGGCCAUUUUGAAGUUUCUUACACCUAAAGAAGCUUAUCGCUAUAUAUAUAUAUAUAUUUUACAUGUCCACAUAAGAGGGGAGAAGAGAUUCGAACUAGUAACCUCCUCUUCAUGAGGCGUAGUCCCCAACUGAUUGAGCUACCCCUUGGGGAUAUAUAUAUAUAUAUAUGUGAUGAUGUUAUACUAUUACAUGGCAUGUGAUCGAAUUAACGCGGGUAGGAAAAACUAAUAUUUGUUAAUUAAUGGCUUCGGUCCAUCUAUUUGGGCUUUUGCUAUUUCUUUGUGAAAUUAACUAUAAUCAAUCAUUACGUGUAUUUGCUCAAA
This is a messenger RNA of Alnus glutinosa, 1077 nucleotides long. RefSeq names its product stress enhanced protein 2, chloroplastic. Lineage: Eukaryota; Viridiplantae; Streptophyta; Magnoliopsida; Fagales; Betulaceae. The record is from RefSeq and is a predicted model, not a curated record. Bases 101 to 697 code for a protein of 198 amino acids. Gene Ontology annotation, biological process: cellular response to high light intensity. The transcript has 2 exons.